Molecule: messenger RNA, 800 nt
Organism: Saccostrea cuccullata (small rock oyster)
Lineage: Eukaryota; Metazoa; Mollusca; Bivalvia; Ostreida; Ostreidae
Exons: 3
Coding region: 1-714 (237 amino acids)
Source: RefSeq, a predicted model, not a curated record
AUGAAAAAGAAUUUAAGUGGGAAAAUCAGCACACAAUCGGCAUCUCCCGGAAAGUUGCAAAUUAAAUCUUCCGAAGAUUGGAUCAUACCAGUAGCUGUAAUAAUACCAGUGCUAGUGAUAGCAUUAAUAGCAGUGCUUAUAGUGUACAAAGUACAGAAAUCCAGGAAAGGGUUGUCUCCGGGUACAUGCAUUUCUAAUUCUUAUGAACACUUUGAUGGGUCUGGCUCCGAAACACCUACCCAAAGGAGAUCACAGGAAACAAUAAAAGUAACAACAAGGGUGAAUAUAAAUAAAACUAAAGAUGAAAACACGACAAAAAAGGAGGCACAACCAAGCAUUAUCCAUGAAUCUUCCACAACAAAACAAGGUGAAGAUAAUCAUGGCAAAUACAGAAAGUAUAAAGGAAAAGGUGAUGAAUCUGCAAAUAGCAGAUAUAAUUCUAAGACACAGAAUGUUAGUGCAGUAAACCAUUUAGAUGUAGACAAAAAUAAUUCCAAAAUAUCUACUUAUCCUAAUUAUGGCUUAUUUAAGGAUGUAAAUUCAAAACAGACAUCUGAUCCUUUAGAAAGAAAUUAUCCAGAUAAUGGUUUUACAAGUAGAGAUUAUGAAGAUCGAAUGAGUCGGAGGACACGGGGAGAGAAAUGGAAGAAUGAGUUGCAAAUGACAGAUUUUAUGGACAUGUUCUUGCUAGAUCCAACGAACUGGUCAGAUUGAAAAAAAAUCCAUCAUAGUCCAUGAAAAAAAAAUGCCAAAAGUGACUGUUUUCAUUAAAAAUCAACGGGAGAAAUAAUUCAAAAUCA